Microstroma glucosiphilum is the source of this 1245-nucleotide messenger RNA. RefSeq names its product tryptophan synthase beta subunit-like PLP-dependent enzyme. Gene Ontology annotation, molecular function: L-serine ammonia-lyase activity; D-serine ammonia-lyase activity; serine racemase activity. The coding region runs from base 1 to 1245 and encodes 414 amino acids. Lineage: Eukaryota; Fungi; Basidiomycota; Exobasidiomycetes; Microstromatales; Microstromataceae. The transcript has 4 exons. Gene Ontology annotation, biological process: D-serine biosynthetic process; L-serine metabolic process; pyruvate biosynthetic process. The record is from RefSeq and is a predicted model, not a curated record.
AUGACUCGAGAUAGCAACCGGGCUCAGCGAGAUGGCGUCCAGCUUGUCAGUCUCUCCGACAUCGAGGCUGCAGCUGAAAGGCUCAAGGGUCGCAUCAUUAAGACGCCUUUGCUGACCUCGACUGCCAUUGAUGAGCAACUCUCAAAGCUGAUAUCGCCGCCGGAAGGACCGGCGAUUGAUGUCAGGAUAUGCUUCAAGGCAGAGCAUCUGCAGCUUACUGGUGCGUUCAAGUCCAGAGGAGCCGGUAAUGCAACUCAAUUGAGCUUAGCACGUUUGCGAGCAGAGAACCCAAACUUCGAUCCGACCAAAUUGUGCGUCUUGACUCAUUCCUCUGGCAACCACGCUGCUGCUCUGGCUCUGCAAGCAAAGCUGGCAGGCGUGCAGGCCGCGGUGGUGAUGCCUGAAACUGCACCGCAGACGAAGAAGGACAACACCGCUUCUCACGGCGCUCGCAUUUGGUUCUGCAAGCCUACGCAGCAGGCCAGGGAAGACAUGGCGCAAGAGGCUCAAAAGCAGCUGGAAAGCGAAGGACUGGUCGUGGAAUUCAUUCACCCCUAUGAUGAUCCCGCGAUCAUCGCAGGUCAAGGUACCAUGGGAAGAGAGAUGAUGAUGCAGACACCAUACUUGCAGGAGCGAGGAGGCUGCUCCCAUGCCGCGCAGCUCAACGGCUCCUCGUCGGCAAGUGACAAUGAGCAGCUUGGGGGCUCGUCAGCUUGGACUAGAAGAGGUGCUGCAUCACCACCUCUCGACAUUGUCAUUGCUCCAGUCGGAGGAGGCGGAAUGCUCAGUGGAGUGGCUACAGCAGUGAAAGGCAUAGACCCGCGGACGAUCGUCGUGGGAGCAGAGCCGAAGGCCGUGGAUGAUGCGAUGCGCUCGUUUGAGAGUGGCGUCCGGCAACCUGCUGUUCUACCCCCGGAUACAAUCUGCGACGGGCUCUUGACUUCCCUUUCAGAUCUCACCCUCGCCCAUAUCGAGCGCCGGGUGGACUUGAUCGCAACGGCUUCUGAGACCAAUGUGAUCCUCGCCUUGAAGGCCGUCACGAGCUCAAUGAAGCAGAUCAUCGAGCCAUCUGCUGCCGUAGGACUGGCUACCUUGCUGGAAGACAAUAGUCAGCUGCGGAAGGUUGUACGUGACGUCCACGCUCGCAAGAAUGAGGGAGAGGACCAGAGCGUGAGGAUUGGCAUUGUCUGGUCGGGAGGCAACACCACCGUUCAGACCAUUGCCGAAUAUCUCUCCAAGGUGUGA